GUCUCCGAUGGGAGCGGGGCCCGUGGCGGCCGAGCGCGCUGAGAACAUUUCUACCCUGCACUGAGGGCAAAUACAUCUUCAUCUUCAGCAGGACUGGGAUUUCCAGGCAAGCUUGCUUUUGUGAAAAAUCUUAAUUUUUAAAAGUCCAUCUCAUAGUUUUUAUUGUUGUGUUUCAGCGGACCAUCGAGAAACCAUGAACAACUUUUGUAAUGAAGAGUUUGACUGCCAUUUCCUUGAUGAAGGCUUCACUGCCAAGGACAUUCUGGACCAAAAAAUUAAUGAAGUGUCAUCUUCUGAUGACAAGGACGCCUUCUAUGUUGCCGACUUGGGAGAUAUUCUAAAGAAACAUCUGAGGUGGUUAAAAACUCUUCCUCGGGUCACUCCAUUUUAUGCUGUCAAAUGCAAUGACAGUAGAACCAUAGUGAAGACCCUUGUUGCUCUCGGGACUGGGUUUGACUGUGCCAGCAAGAAUGAAAUACAGUUGGUGCAGAGUCUGGGGGUGCCUCCUGAGAGAAUUAUCUAUGCAAAUCCUUGUAAACAAGUAUCUCAGAUUAAGUAUGCUGCCAAUACUGGAGUCCAGAUGAUGACCUUUGACAGUGAAGUUGAGUUGAUGAAAGUUGCAAGGGCGCAUCCAAAGGCAAAGUUGGUUUUGCGGAUUGCCACUGAUGAUUCCAAAGCAGUCUGUCGCCUCAGUGUUAAAUUUGGUGCCACGCUCAAAACCAGCAGAUUACUUUUGGAAAGGGCAAAAGAACUGAAUAUUGAUGUCAUCGGUGUCAGCUUCCAUGUGGGAAGUGGCUGUACUGAUGCUGAGACCUUUGUGCAAGCCAUCUCUGAUGCUCGCUGUGUCUUUGACAUGGGGACUGAGGUUGGCUUCAACAUGUAUCUACUUGAUAUCGGUGGUGGAUUUCCUGGAUCUGAGGAUGUUAAGCUUAAAUUUGAAGAGAUCACCAAUGUAAUCAACCCAGCCCUUGACAAGUAUUUUCCCUCUGAGUCUGGAGUGAAAAUCAUAGCUGAGCCGGGAAGAUACUACGUUGCCUCAGCUUUCACUCUUGCAGUUAAUAUCAUUGCUAAGAAACUUGUCAUAAAGGAACAGACAGGUUCUGAUGAUGAAGAGGAGUCGAAUGAGCAGACCUUUAUGUAUUAUGUGAAUGAUGGAGUAUAUGGAUCAUUUAAUUGCAUCCUUUAUGAUCAUGCGCACGUGAAGCCUCUUCUGCAAAAGAGACCCAAGCCAGAUGAGAAGUAUUAUUCAUCCAGCAUAUGGGGGCCGACAUGUGAUGGCCUGGAUCGUAUAGUUGAGCGCUGUGAUCUGCCCGAGAUGCAUGUGGGCGAUUGGAUGCUCUUUGAAAACAUGGGCGCUUAUACCAUUGCUGCUGCUUCGACUUUCAAUGGAUUCCAGAGACCCACUAUCCACUAUGUGAUGUCAGGCUCAACAUGGCAACUCAUGCAGCAGAUCCAGAACCGGGACUUGACCUCCGAAACAGAGGAGCAGGAUGUCAGUGCUUUGCCUGUGUCUUGUGCACAGGAGAGCGGCAUGAAGCGGCCAGCAGCAGCCUGUGCUUCCACCAGUAUUAAUGUGUAGAUAUGAUUCUUGUAGCUCUUCACUUGCAAGCCUAGCUUGAAUUAUAUGGGAUGUGGGGGACCAUUUAAUUUAAUCACUGCUAGUGGAAAUGUCUUUGAAAGUAAGGGAGGGUUGGCAUAGAUGCAACAGUAUGGAAGACUAAGAGAUGGGUCACACUUAAUCUGUGUUCCUAUGGAAACUAUUUGAAUACUUGUUUUAUAGAUUUUUAUCCACUUCUCAAAACAUGCUACUAGAGUGUAUCCCCUCAGCUACUGAAGCGCAAGCAUUUGUAGCUUGGGCAUUGGUGGACUGGGGCAGGACAUUAGCUGUGUUGUCACCAGUUUAAAAAAUAAAGUAUCUUGAAAUAAUUAGA
Messenger RNA from Suncus etruscus (white-toothed pygmy shrew), 1931 nucleotides. RefSeq names its product ornithine decarboxylase 1 (gene ODC1). Gene Ontology annotation, cellular component: cytoplasm. The transcript is spliced from 12 exons. The record is from RefSeq and is a predicted model, not a curated record. Gene Ontology annotation, molecular function: ornithine decarboxylase activity. Lineage: Eukaryota; Metazoa; Chordata; Mammalia; Eulipotyphla; Soricidae. Bases 194 to 1579 code for a protein of 461 amino acids.